GGAUAAACCAUCAUCGUGGCAGCAUGGAGUUGACACAUAUGCUCACCAUGCUUUAGCUGGACACACGGGUAGCUCACCAAGUGGUAUGGGUCCACAUGGAAGCCAUGUAUAUCCACAUUCUAGUAAUUCUCACAUAACUCAUUCUCAUACUAACUUUGCUGGUGCAGCCUCUCCAUUCUAUGCUCAAAACGUUGCAAUGAUGUCUUCUUGGCGAACCUACGAUAGCACUGGAUUUCAGCGUGCUCCUCCAUACGAUUCGACGAUGGACUUUCAAUUUAGUGAGGGUCGUGAGUGUGUAAAUUGUGGAGCUAUUUCUACUCCUUUAUGGCGUCGAGAUGGUACUGGUCAUUAUCUAUGUAAUGCUUGUGGACUUUACCACAAAAUUAAUGGCAUGAAUCGACCUCUUAUUAAGCCAACUAAGCGAUUGUUAUCUGAAUUUCAGACGGCGACACGGCGACUUGGGCUUUGCUGCACGAAUUGUGGCACACGUACUACAACUCUUUGGAGACGUAACAAUGAGGGUGAAACUGUCUGUAAUGCCUGUGGUCUCUACUUUAAGCUGCACGGGGUGAAUCGACCAUUAGCUAUGCGAAAAGAUGGCAUACAAACGCGCAAACGCAAACCAAAAAAGAUUAUUGAAUUGAAUGCUAAACCUUCGUCGUCAGAGCAUGAUAAAUGUAUUCAAACCACAUCAUCUUCUUCUAACGAUUAUAGAGACUUGCAUUCCAAAUAUAAACGGUAGGAUAUCAUGUCUGAACUUGAGG
Molecule: messenger RNA, 764 nt
Organism: Copidosoma floridanum
Lineage: Eukaryota; Metazoa; Arthropoda; Insecta; Hymenoptera; Encyrtidae
Biological process (GO): cell fate commitment; positive regulation of transcription by RNA polymerase II; negative regulation of transcription by RNA polymerase II
Cellular component (GO): nucleus
Molecular function (GO): DNA-binding transcription factor activity, RNA polymerase II-specific; RNA polymerase II cis-regulatory region sequence-specific DNA binding; zinc ion binding
Source: RefSeq, a predicted model, not a curated record